AUGGAAAUAGCAGAGCUGGAUUAUGUGUUGGUCCCAGUUGGGGUGCUGGUGCUUGGAAUAUAUCACGCGUGGCUUCUCUACACCAUAAUCAGGCACCCUUCUCGCACCGUCAUUGGCUUGAACGCUCAAUCUCGUUAUCAAUGGGUUCUUUCUCUCAUGGCUGAUCCCCUGAAGAAUGGAGUUCUGGCGGUUCAAACAAUCCGCAACAACAUCAUGGCAUCAACGCUUCUGGCAACAACAGCAAUCACACUCAGUUCACUAAUCGGCGUUUUCGCCAACACCGACUCCGAAACCGAAUUGGUUUAUGGUAACAAAAGUUCCCUUAACUCUGCUAUCAAGAGGCUCUCCAUAUCGUUGUGCUUCCUUGUUGCAUUCCUCUGUAACAUGCAGUCUAUCAGAUACUACGCGCACGUGAGCUUCUUGAUCACUUCACCUGCACUCAAAGGGAAGACGGAUUUCAUUGAGUAUGUUGCCAAGACAUUGAACCGUGGAAGUGUUUCUUGGUCCCUCGGACUCAGGGCUUUCUACCUGUCUAUUCCUCUUGUCCUUUGGAUCUAUGGCCCCAUUCCCAUGUUUGCUUGUUCCUGCUUCACCUCUUUCGCCUUGUACUUCUUGGACACUACCACUCAGAUCACCAGAGAUCUUCACAUUAAGUCCUUCAAACACACCGACAUCGACAUCCACCACAUGCAACCUGCACCCUAACCCUACCUCCA
Molecule: messenger RNA, 716 nt
Organism: Arachis stenosperma
Lineage: Eukaryota; Viridiplantae; Streptophyta; Magnoliopsida; Fabales; Fabaceae
Exons: 2
Coding region: 1-705 (234 amino acids)
Source: RefSeq, a predicted model, not a curated record